Molecule: messenger RNA, 3190 nt
Organism: Coccinella septempunctata (seven-spotted ladybird)
Lineage: Eukaryota; Metazoa; Arthropoda; Insecta; Coleoptera; Coccinellidae
Gene: Cad96Ca
Product: tyrosine kinase receptor Cad96Ca
Exons: 9
Coding region: 326-2338 (670 amino acids)
Biological process (GO): cell surface receptor protein tyrosine kinase signaling pathway; positive regulation of kinase activity; protein phosphorylation
Cellular component (GO): membrane; signaling receptor complex
Molecular function (GO): ATP binding; calcium ion binding; transmembrane receptor protein tyrosine kinase activity
Source: RefSeq, a predicted model, not a curated record
GCGACUACCUGUUUGGCUUGUCUACCUGACAUCGACCAUAAUAGUACCAUCAAACCCAUCGCGCAUGUUUGACACAAGUCGUUCUACCACAAACGGGAAAAUGAUGGAAAAAGGGUGAAUUUUCACCACCUUAACGAUGCGAAGUGAAGGACCAAAAAGUCCAGAAAUGAUUGACCAGUUUAAAUCCAUUUCGAACGAUUUUUCUGAGUGAAAACCGUAGAUAGAGUGGAAGGAAAACGUUGUUGUUUCUCGUGAAUUGUGAUAGGAAACUGUGAAAUUUGUUUUAGUUUUUCGUCUUAAGUUUGGAGUUUGUGUCGUUUGAAAAAUGAAGUUUUUGCUACUUUCUCUAACCUGGAUUUUGGUGCAAGUUCGAGGACAAAUUGAGAAUACACCGCCAACAGUUUAUCUGGAGAGGAAUUGGAAGAUUUAUGACACGGAACCAGUGGGUACCAGGAUAGCAGAGGCUCAUGGCAGUGACCUAGACGGUGACACCCUCAGCUACGGCAUCACUCCAAUCGUUUACGAUGAGACCUUACCAGUGAAGAACCUACCCUUUGUCAUCAACGAGACGACGGGGGUGGUGUAUCUCAACGAGAGCCUCAAGGGAAGGGCUGGUGAAGACAUCCACCUAUGGGUCACGGUUUUCGACGGAACUCUCGAAGCCAAAGCAGAAGUAUACGUGAACAUCCUAAGCUCCUCCUCACCCUCCCAGAAGAGAAAGAACAAUUUCGGCGGAGGGGGUAAUGGAAGACCCCCAUCCUUCCCUUCCCUCCCAAACUUCCCCCCACACUUCCAGGGGUCCAUCAUAAAUCCACCACCGUCAAUAUCUAACAAUCCGAGACCGCUUCCCAAACAUCCGUACUUCCAAAAAACCACCUACACGCAGCCUAAACCAUCGUUGAAACGGCCUGGUUCAGGUGGUGACAGCAACAACAGUAAGACGUACUUGAGGCCCAUCACUUCGAGCACAACCACAAGUAGCUCUACCACAACAACUACUACUAGGACUACGUCCUAUCCAACUGGAGUUAGGAAGAAGGUAGAACUGGAGGGUGUUGAGCUGUCCAAUGAUGUUGAAACGAAAGGCAAGGCAGUGAAGACGGUACCAGAUGUUAAGAUGAACAUCAUUCCAGUACUGGCCGUUUGUGGUGUUUUUCUAGUUGUGGCUUUCACAGCUGUCCUGUUCCGCAGAAGAUUGAAUCUGGGGAAAUCGGAUGAAAAGGAUGACAUGAGGAAAGAUUCUUCAGGAGGUACUAUUGUUCUUCAAGAAGAUCCCGGACAUGCCAUGCAAAAUUGGAGAGGUCCUAGAGCUUUUAGUAACAGAUACGAGCCUUGGGAUCGAGACACAAAUCAUAAUCAGACUUCUGAACAGCUGAGUACGCCUAUCAACAAACCUGACAGAUGGGAAUUUCCCAGGCACAGAUUGAAAUUCUUCAACAUUUUGGGGGAAGGAGCUUUCGGGCAAGUUUGGAAGUGCGAAGCCAUCGAUUUGGACGAUAAAGAAAAGGUGUCUGUAGUAGCAGUCAAGACCCUCAAAGAGAACGCCAACGAGAAAGAACGCUCCGAUCUGGCCUCGGAGCUGCAGGUGAUGAAGAUGCUGGAACCCCAUCCUAACGUUAUCAGGCUACUCGGAUGCUGCACAGACAAAGAGCCCAUUCUGCUCAUUAUGGAAUACGUGAGCAGGGGCAAGCUGCAGAGCUAUUUGAGGAACUCGAGGGCCGAGAGAUAUUACAAUAACAUGCAUGGACAGAGCAAAUCGCUGACUUCCAGGGAUUUGACUUCGUUCCUGUAUCAGGUCGCUAAGGGUAUGGAUUAUCUGUCUGCAAAUGGGAUAAUCCACAGGGACCUGGCGGCGAGGAACGUCCUGAUCACGGAGGAUCAAGUCUGCAAAGUGGCGGACUUCGGAUUCGCUCGAGACGUGAUCGCCUCCCACGUCUACGAGAGAAAGAGCGAGGGGCGGCUGCCCAUCCGGUGGAUGGCCCCGGAAUCGCUCUACGACAACAUUUUCUCCGUUAAAUCCGACGUGUGGAGUUUCGGAAUACUGAUGUGGGAGGUGGUGACGCUGGGCAGCACGCCGUACCCUGGGAUGAGCGCCUCGGACGUCAUGAAGAAGGUCAGAGAUGGUUAUCGACUGGACAAGCCUGAGCAUUGUAGGAGGGAGCUGUACAACAUAAUGUAUUACUGUUGGGACAAGGAUCCUAAACAAAGGCCAAACUUCGGCGAAUGCGUGGGUCUGCUAGAGAAGCUGCUAAUGACGGAAACAGACUACAUUGAACUGGAGAGAUUCCCUGACCACUCUUAUUACAACAUGGUCAGUUUGAGCGGUGAAAAGUUAUGAACUCUAUUUUCCGAUCUGCAUCUGGUGAGUUCGGUAUGGAAGAGAUCGAAGUAAAGACUGAAGUGAUUUGUAUCAUAAAAUCGGUGCUACGUUAAGCGUGCAGCCGUUUUGAGAACUUUGGAAAUUGUGUCCACUUAUAUAAAACAUUUUAUUUCACUGCCCAAACGUUCUGAGGUAAAAACUGUGUUAUCUUUCGAAUGGAAACUGACUCUAGGGUGUGGAGAAAUAACUGUUUGAAAGAAAUUGCUGUAAAUUCUUUGUUAUUGUAAGUUUCAACAUGUCUCAAGCUUUUGUUGAAACUUUUCUCUUCAAUCUUCUUAUUGGAGUAUAAUAAUGGGGAAAUAUAGGAGGCCUUAGCAGCUGUUGUGAAAUUUUAAAAGGUGUUGUAAUCUUCUUGUAGUCAGGGAAAUAUUCAUUGAGAAACAUACGUGAUAUUAUCGCUCUAGAAGAUGCCAGAGAGUAUGUUUUACCGAUCAAAAAUGAUGAUUUUAACCCCAAGAAAGUUUAGAAGAGUGUCACUUAAUUUCUGAGUCAUUGAGGUAUGAAAUUGGUCCAUUAAAUCUUGCUGGAUGACACUUAUAUCUCGAGUAUUCACUGUGAAACAGUUUGACUCUUCUGGAUUCGAAUGAAAAAUGGAAACGAUGCCAAAAAUUUAACCUUGGAUCAUAUUGUACAUACGUUUAUUAUAGUUUUUGAGUAUUGUGUUCUCAACUUGAGUAUUUUAUUCCAUUUAAUAAAUUAUUAAAAGAUGCGGAAGUUGUUUUGUUUUAUCGAUCAUUUUUUCUUUAAUUUCCACUUAUAACCAAUGUAUGGAUUGAUAUUUAUCGUAAAAUUAUAUACUUUGAGAAGUUG